Messenger RNA from Penicillium lagena, 576 nucleotides. RefSeq lists its product as uncharacterized. The coding region runs from base 1 to 576 and encodes 191 amino acids. Gene Ontology annotation, biological process: transmembrane transport. NCBI's taxonomy places the organism in Eukaryota, Fungi, Ascomycota, Eurotiomycetes, Eurotiales, Aspergillaceae. The record is from RefSeq and is a predicted model, not a curated record. The transcript is spliced from 3 exons. Gene Ontology annotation, cellular component: endoplasmic reticulum.
AUGACGACGCAUGGGAUUUCCCCGGUCGCUCCCAAGAUCACCCCGAAAGCGUUUGUCGUCUCCAUGCUGGUCACGGGCGAAUCCGAAAUCAAUGCAGCCACCACGAUUACGUCGGUCGUGCUCUCGUACCUCUUCGAUCUCACGCAGACAUAUUUCUUCAUCGCCAGUAUUGCCGGAGUCAACCCGGAGCGCGCUACCACGGGUGCGGUGAUGUUUGUGUGCUAUGCGGUGCAGGCUGCCUUGCACUGCCGCCAGACCAUCCCACGGGUUAUAUCCCCCCUGGGCAUGGAGUUCCCCGUUCCAUAUCCUUCCAACUUCUACGGCACCGAUGUCUUUGAGAUCAGUGCCGAUCUGCGCACCAUGGUCGCUCGUCUCGCUCGCCUGGUCAUUCUCUCCAACUCGGCCGCUGCCGAAGAGUAUCGUGCGCAUUAUGCCACUGAAGACGACCAACAAAAAGCAGCGACGCUAGCACCAGGGGUGGUGGAGUGUGAUGUGGCCACCUCCAAUGUGUAUUCCAUUCCCAGAAGCUUCUCUCGGAAGAUCGCAGUCCAGGCCAGCAGCAAUCCUCCUUUUUAG